This is a messenger RNA of Knipowitschia caucasica, 6681 nucleotides long. The record is from the annotation of a GenBank genome assembly. NCBI's taxonomy places the organism in Eukaryota, Metazoa, Chordata, Actinopteri, Gobiiformes, Gobiidae.
AUGGGCAUGGACAGGCUGUGCAGUCCGGACGGGUCAGAUCCACUAUGGGACUGGAACCUAACGUGGUACACCGAUGCCCCCGAACUGACCCAGUGCUUCCAGAACACAGUGCUGGCCUGGCUGCCCUGCCUGUACCUCUGGGGAUGUGCUCCCUUCUACAUUUUCUACCUCCACAGCCACAACAAUGGCUAUGUCUGCAUGAACCAUUUUAAUAAAGCCAAAACUGCUGUGUCCCUCCUCCUGUGGAUUGUCUGCUGGGCAGAUGUCUUUUAUUCUUUCUGGGAAAGAAGUCAUGGCCUUGUCUCUGCACCAGUACACUUCCUUAGCCCCACAGUGCUGGGCAUCAGCAUGCUGCUGAGCGGUCUGCUGGUGCAGUACGAGCGGAUGAAGGGCGUGCAGUCGUCUGGAGUUCUGCUCAUAUUCUGGCUGCUGGCGCUGCUGUGUGCGACCGUGUCCUUCAGAUCCAGGGUCCUGCUGGCUCCGGACCAGCCGUCUCUGGUGUGUGUGUGGAGGUAUACCACAUUCUUCAUCUACUACGCUCUUCUGCUGGUUGCCCUGGUGUUGUCCUGUCUCUCUGACCAGCCUCCGCUCUUCUCCCAGGCCGUGAAAGACCCGAACCCGUGUCCAGAGCUGGGCGCCUCCUUCCUUUCUAGAAUCACAUUCUGGUGGAUCAGUGGAAUGAUGUUGACCGGGUACAAGCGGCCGCUGAUGGACAGCGACCUGUGGUCCCUGAACUCUGAAAACUGCUCCCAUCGUGUGGUUCCGGGUCUGGCUCAGCGCUGGAGCAAGCAGCAGCAGAAGGUCCAGAGGCGUUCCCCUGAGUCCCAGGCCGAUCAUCACACCAAGUACACGUACUCUCCAAAGAAAGCUCCAGAGAACGAAGCCAAAAGAGAGUCUGCCACAGAGGAGGCCGAGAUCCUGAUCGUGAAGCCCCCGCCGCAGGGCAAGGAGCCGUCGCUGCUGUGGGCGCUCUGCUUCACCUUCGGCCCGUACUUCCUCAUCUCCUGCUUCUACAAGAUCCUUCAUGACGUGCUUAUGUUUGUUGGACCAGAGAUCCUGCGGCUCCUGAUCAGCUUCAUCAACAACUCCAACAGCCCGUUCUGGCACGGCUUCUUCUACACUGCUCUGCUGUUUGUGUGCAACUGUGUGCAGUCACUCAUUCUGCAGCAGUACUUCCACGUCUGCUUCGUGUCGGGCAUGCGCGUACGCACCACCAUCAUUGGGGCAGUCUACAGGAAGGCCCUGGUGAUCAGCAAUGCUGCGCGCCGCUCCUCGACAGUGGGAGAAAUUGUCAACCUGAUGUCAGUGGACGCCCAGCGCUUCAUGGACCUCAUCACUUACAUCAACAUGAUCUGGUCUGCUCCUCUGCAGGUGGUGCUGGCUUUGUACUUCCUCUGGAAGACUCUGGGGCCGUCCGUGCUGGCUGGUGUGGCUGUCAUGCUCCUGAUGGUUCCUAUCAAUGCCUUUAUCGCCAUGAAAACCAAAACCUACCAGGUGGCACAGAUGAAGAGCAAAGACAACCGCAUCAAGCUGAUGAACGAGAUGCUGAACGGCAUCAAAGUGCUGAAGCUCUACGCCUGGGAGUUGGCCUUCCAGGACAAAGUGUCUGAGAUCCGCCAGAGCGAGCUCCAGGUGCUAAAGAAGGCUGCUUACCUGGGAGCCAUGUCCACCUUUACCUGGGUGUGCGCGCCUUUCCUGGUGGCGCUGUCCACGUUCUGCGUGUACGUGCUGAUUGACGAGCACAACGUCCUGGAUGCUCAGAAGGCCUUCGUGUCCCUGGCUCUGUUCAACAUCCUGCGCUUCCCCCUCAACAUGCUGCCCAUGGUCAUCAGUAGCAUGGUGCAGGCCAGCGUGUCUCUGAAGCGGCUGCGGACCUUCCUGUCCCACGAGGAGCUCCAGGAGGACAGCGUGGACCACUCUGCUCCGCUGGCGUGUCCUCACAGUAUCUCCAUCACUGAGGGAGUAUUCAGCUGGUCCAGAACCGAGGAGCCCGCUCUGAAAAGUCUGAAUCUGCAGGUCCCUGAGGGUGCACUGGUGGCUGUGGUGGGACUGGUGGGCUCAGGGAAGUCCUCGCUGCUGUCUGCUCUGCUCGGAGAGAUGGACAAGAUGGAAGGAACGGUCUCUGUCAAAGGCUCAGUGGCUUACGUCCCACAGCAGGCCUGGAUCCAGAACUCGACCCUGAAGGAAAACAUCGUGUUUGGGCAGGAGGCGAGCGGGCCCUGGUACCAGCAGGUGGUGGAGGCCUGUGCUCUGGAGCCCGACCUGGAGAUCCUUCCCGCCGGAGACGCCACAGAAAUCGGGGAGAAGGGGGUGAACCUAUCAGGAGGACAGAAACAGCGGGUCAGUCUGGCCCGUGCCAUCUACUGCGACCGCUCCGUGUACCUGCUGGACGACCCGUUGUCUGCGGUGGACGCACAUGUGGGCAGGCACAUCUUUGAGCGGGUCAUCGGCCCCCAGGGGCUGCUGCGAGACAAGACACGUGUGCUGGUGACACACGGCCUGAGCUACCUGCCCCAAGCAGACCUCAUCCUGGUCAUGUCCGAGGGCCAAAUCUCAGAGAGGGGGACCUACCAGCAGCUGCUCGACAAGGACGGAGCCUUUGCAGAGUUCCUGCGCACUUACGCCUCUGUGGACAAUAAUGAAGAGCAGACUGUCCCCACAGAGCAAGACCGCAGCUCAGCCCCGACUGGGAAACCAUCGUCCCCAAAGCCUCAGGAGGAGGAGAAAGGCGCUGACGCAGCGAAGGCUACAGCAGGCAAGCUGACCGAGGCCGACAAGGCCAACACUGGAAAGGUCAAACUGUCCGUGUUCCUGAUCUAUGCCAAAGCCAUCGGCGUGCCCCUGACCCUGUUCAGCCUCCUGCUCUUCUUCACACACCACUUCCUCUCCCUCUUCUCCAACUACUGGCUCAGCCUGUGGACGGACGACCCUGUGGUGAACGGCACUCAGCCCCACAGGCUCAUGAGGCUGGGGGUGUACGGGGGUCUGGGCCUGUCUCAGGGAGUGGUCGUGUUCGGGUACUCUCUGUCCAUGUCCAUCGGGGGAAUCCUGGCGUCCCGGUUUCUGCACCAGUCCAUGCUGUACGACGUGCUGCGCUCGCCCAUCUCCUUCUUUGAGCGCACGCCCAGUGGAAACCUGGUGAACCGCUUCUCCAAAGAAAUCGACACCAUUGACACGGUCAUCCCCAGCAUCCUCAAGAUGUUCACUGGCUCCAUGUUCACCGUGCUGGGCUCCUGUGUGAUCAUCCUGUCCGCCACUCCGCUGGUGGCCAUCAUCAUCCCCUUCCUGGGAGUGCUCUACUUCUUUGUGCAGCGCUUCUAUGUGGCCUCGUCUCGACAACUGAAGCGGCUGGAGUCGGUGAGCCGCUCCCCCAUCUACACACACUUUAACGAGACGCUGCUGGGAGCUUCUGUCAUCAGGGCCUUCGGAGAGCAGAAACGCUUUAUCCACGAGAGCGACCUGAGGGUGGACCACAACCAGAAGGCCUACUUCCCCAGCAUCAUAGCCAACAGGUGGUUGGCCAUUCGCCUGGAGUUUGUGGGGAACUGUAUCGUGUCGUGUGCUGCUCUUUUCGCUGUGAUCGCUCGAGACAGCCUCAGUCCUGGCAUCGUGGGCCUGUCCAUCACCUACGCCCUGCAGCUGACCACAUCGCUGACGUGGCUGGUGCGCAUGUCCUCAGACCUGGAGACCAACAUAGUCGCUGUGGAGCGUGUGCGGGAGUACAGCGACACGGAGAAAGAGGCCGAGUGGACCCUGCAGAACAAAGGACCCCAGCCGGACCCCUGGCCCUCUGCAGGCUGCAUUGACAUCAAGAACUUUGGCCUUCGCUACCGCCACAAUCUGGACCUGGCCCUCCGCCACAUCAGCCUGAGCAUCACAGCAGGAGAGAAGGUGGGCAUCGUGGGCCGGACCGGGGCAGGAAAGUCCUCCCUGACCAUGGGGCUGUUCCGGAUCCUAGAGGCCUCAGAGGGACAGAUCCUCAUCGACGGAGUGGACAUCUCUGAGCUGGGCCUGCACCAACUGCGCUCCCGCAUCACCAUCAUCCCCCAGGUCCUCCUCCACACAUGCUCUGCACCUCCCUCACACGCUCUGCACCUCCUUCACACAUGCUCUGCACCUCCCUCACACGCUCUGCACCUCCUUCACACACGCUCUGCACCUCCUUCACAAACGCUGCACCUCCUCCACACACGCUCUGCACCUCCUUCACACGCCCGGCACCUCCUUCACACACUCUGCACCGCAUUCACACGCCCGGCACCUCCUUCACACACUCUGCACCGCAUUCACACGCCCGGCACCUCCUUCACACGCUCUGCACCUCCUUCACACACGCUUGGCACUUCCUUCAUACGCCUUGCACCUCCUUCACACACUCUGCACUUCCUUCACACGCUCUGCACCUCCUUCACACACGCUUGGCACUUCCUUCAUACGCCUUGCACCUCCUUCACACGCUCUGCACCUCCUUCACACGCCCGGCACCUCCUUCACACACUCUGCACCGCAUUCACACGCCCGGCUGCACUUCCUUCAUACGCCUUGCACCUCCUUCACACGCUCUGCACCUCCUUCACACGCCCGGCACCUCCUUCACACACACACUCUGCACCGCAUUCACACGCCCGGCACCUCCUUCACACACUCUGCACCUCCUUCACACGCUCUGCACCUCCUUCACACGUUCUGCACCUCCUUCACACGUUCUGCACCUCCUUCACACGCUCUGCACCUCCUUCACACGCUCUGCACCUCCUUCACACGCUCUGCACUUCCUUCACACACGCUGCACUUCCUUCACAAACGCUCGGCACCUCCUUCACACGCUCUGCACUUCCUUCACACACGCUGCACCUCCUUCACAAACGCUCGGCACUUCCUUCACACGCUCUGCACCUCCUUCACACACUCUGCACUUCCUUCACACGCUCUGCACCUCCUUCACAUGCUCUGCACAUCCUUCACACACACUCUGCACAUCCUUCACACACACUCUGCACCUCCUUCACACGCUCUGCACCUCCUUCACACACGCUGCACUUCCUUCACAAACGCUCGGCACCUCCUUCACACGCUCUGCACUUCCUUCACACACGCUGCACCUCCUUCACAAACGCUCGGCACUUCCUUCACACGCUCUGCACCUCCUUCACACCCUCUGCACAUCCUUCACACACACUCUGCACCUCCUUCACACACUCUCUGCACAUCCUUCACACACACUCUGCACCUCCUUCACACCCUCUGCACAUCCUUCACACACACUCUGCACCUCCUUCACACUCACUCUGCACCUCCUUCACACACUCUGCACCUCCUUCACACACGCUCGGCACUUCCUUCACACGUUCUGCACUUCCUUCACACACCCUGCACCUCCUUCACACGCUCUGCACCUCCUUCACAUGUUCUGCACCUCCUUCACACGUUCUGCACCUCCUUCACACGCUCUGCACCUCCUUCACACGUUCUGCACUUCCUUCACACGUUCUGCACCUCCUUCACACGUUCUGCACCUCCUUCACACGUUCUGCACCUCCUUCACACGCUCUGCACCUCCUUCACACGUUCUGCACCUCCUUCACACGCUCUGCACCUCCUUCACACGCUCUGCACCUCCUUCACACGCUCUGCACAUCCUUCACACACACUCUGCACCUCCUUCACACGUUCUGCAAAUCCUUCACACGUUCUGCACCUCCUUCACACACUCUGCACCUCCUUCACACACACUCUGCACCUCCUUCACACACUCUGCACCUCCUUCACACACACUCUACACCUCCUUCACACACACUCUGCACAUCCUUCACACACACUCUGCACCUCCGUCACACACACUCUGCACAUCCUUCACACACACUCUGCACAUCCUUCACACACACUCUGCACCUCCUUCACACACACUCUGCACCUCCUUCACACACACUCUGCACCUCCUUCACACACACUCUGCACCUCCUUCACACACACUCUGCACCUCCUUCACACACACUCUGCACAUCCUUCACACACACUCUGCACAUCCUUCACACACACUCUACACCUCCUUCACACACACUCUACACCUCCUUCACACACGCCCGGCACUUCCUUCACACACCCUGCACCUCCUUCACACACACUCUACACCUCCUUCACACACGCCCGGCACUUCCUUCACACACCCUGCACCUCCUUCACACACACUCUGCACCUCCUUCACAUGUGGACCCGGUGUUGUUCUCGGGCUCCCUCCGCAUGAACCUGGACCCCUUCAGCAGCUACACGGACGAGGAGGUGUGGAGGGCCCUGGACUUCUCCCACCUCAAGAGCUUUGUGUCGGGGCUCACGGGAAAACUGGAGCACGAGUGUAGUGAAGGAGGGGAGAACCUCAGCGUGGGGCAACGACAGCUCCUGUGUCUGGCCCGCGCGCUGCUGAGGAAGACCAAGAUCCUGGUGCUGGACGAGGCCACAGCCGCCGUGGACAUGGAGACCGACACCCUGAUCCAGUCCACCAUCCGCUCCCAGUUUGAGGAGUGCACCGUGCUGACCAUCGCACACCGCCUCAACACCAUCAUGGACUACACACGGGUCCUGGUCCUGGACAAGGGCGAGAUGGCGGAGUUCGACAGUCCAAACAACCUGAUCGCUCAGAGAGGACUCUUCUACAACAUGGCCAAAGACUCUGGGCUGCUCUGA